This is a messenger RNA of Tachyglossus aculeatus (Australian echidna), 2288 nucleotides long. RefSeq names its product cilia and flagella associated protein 94 (gene DNAI7). Lineage: Eukaryota; Metazoa; Chordata; Mammalia; Monotremata; Tachyglossidae. The transcript has 16 exons. Gene Ontology annotation, cellular component: axoneme. Gene Ontology annotation, molecular function: beta-tubulin binding; microtubule binding. The record is from RefSeq and is a predicted model, not a curated record. Bases 3 to 2231 code for a protein of 742 amino acids.
UCAUGGGUCACAAACCUAAAAAGAAGAAAUCUGGGGGUUCCAAGAAAAAGAAACUCAGCAAAACCGAAAAAGUCAAAAUGCAACAAGAGGAGGAACAGAAACGACUGCAGGAGGAAGAGGAAGCCCGAUUCAAAGCUGAGAAAGAAGAAGCCGAGAGACUUGCGAAGCAGCAGCUUGAGAAGGAGAAACAAGAGAAACUUGAAGCCAAAGAUUUAGAAAGGAGAGGUGACGAACUUGAAGAACUUCGUUUAUUAGAGAACUGUUAUCCUGCAGCGGAGAAGUGGAGAAAAGAAUGUCUUGCGCAGGCUAAGUGGGAGGAAUUCACCCGUUGCGAAGACACCCCGGACCCCACCUUACCGCGGGAGAUCAACACCUUCAUCAGUCUGUGGAAAGAAGAACAAGAUGAAGAUAUAGAAACGGUGAUGCUGAAGGGGAAGUUGGUGCGAAGCCUAAUUGAGAGGCUGGAAUUACUCUUAAUGGAAACCCCACUUCGUGAGCUGAAGGAGAAGAAAGCGCUCCUCUACCAGGAAUCCAUCUGCGAAUUGCGGGACCUCCUUUACAGUAAGUUCGACGUGGCAACCGAAGGCCUGCUUAAACAGGCCAGCACUUUGGUUGACCCCGACAGCGGAAACAUGGAGAAGGUCUUUCGGGGAGAAAAUGUCACCUUCUGCAUCUGGGCAAAUAUCAGGAAGAAUCCAAGGACCAAAAACGUCACGUUCCAGGACACCGAGAUGGGGUUGAUCCUCCCAAAGAUCCUGACGGUGAGCGGCAUCGCGCUGCGCCUCCUUCACACCCACUUCGACCACCUGUCUCCGCCGAGCGCCCUGACGCCCCUCCCCAAGAUCGAGCCCCCCGAGGCGACGGACGAGGACCCAACCCCAGCCCUGGGCCCCGGGCGAGCCCCCCGAAAGGGACGGCCGGAGCCCCAAGGCCGCCCCGAACCCCAACACCACGCCGCCCAACGCCGUGGGCUGGAGGAGCGGACGAGUUCCGCUGUCAUUGGAGAAGGGGUGGAAGAGAAAGCAGGAGAGGAAGAGGAUAAAAUAUCAAUAAGAGAAUGCACUUCUUCACUCUCAGAUCCCAUGAAAUUCCAGCUGGAAGAAUCGGAGAGCCAGUCGGAGGACGACCUCGGGGAGAACGUGGUCGAUCUGCAUCAGUUCACCCCGCUGGGCGGCGUUUAUCACCUGGAUGUGCUUCAACUCCCCCCACAGUGCAAGCAAGUCAAAGGCUGGACCCUGGUAGAAAUGCUGAGCCAAGGCCUGAAGAGAUUCCCGUACCCCCAGCCGCUGACCCAGGAAGCCCCUCUCCCCUCCGAGGAUCCGGACCCUCCGGCCCUGAGGCAGACGUCGCCCGGAUCGGACGUAGACGUGGGUCAGCCGCCCAUCACCGUCACGCUGAAGUUCAACGACAGCGCGGUGUUCUUCGAAGAACCACUGGUGGCCAAGUGGGAUCCCGAAGGGAGGUGUUGGCGGACCGACGGUUUCGGUAACGUCUACUACAACAUGGAAGAGAGGCAGCUGUCCUUCACCCUGGAGUCUCUCUGUCCCGUGGCCCUGAUGCAGGAUACCCACCUCAACAUGCCCUACCAGUCGUGGGAGCUCAGGCCCACCGGGCUCAACGCAGCGCUCUUCGUUGUCCUUACCACUUUUACCGAGCUGAAAAUCCAAAUCCAGGGGAACCAAUGUAUGCUCAUCUCAGCCACGCUGGAAGAUGAGGAAUAUGUUUCUGAGAUAUCAGGGAAGUGGAUGAGUCCUCUCGCCCUGACCCUGGCCAUGCGAAGAGUUGGGCUGAACAUCUUUCCUUCCGAACGGUCCCGCAAGUAUGUCAGUGUGAACCAGAAGAGCCCAGGAACCGAGGUCAAAGCUUAUCAACAGAUGGCCUUGAUGGCCCCGGCCUUGGCCUUCGGCUGGAGCAAGUGGAACCUGAAUUGUGGCGCGGAGACCGUGGUGUUGAAGGCGAGCGAGCAUCUCGGGACGGAGCCGGUGAACGCCAGAGACUGGUCUCUGUACAUGUUCAACGGCCAGAGGGCUCAGAGGCUGAAGGUUGACGAGUUCAGCCCGGCCUUCUCCGAAGAUCUAGAAGACGACACCGAGUUUCACUCCACCCUCUACCACAUGCUGAAGGAUUUCACCAGCGAAGAAGCGAUGGAAAAAGUCCAAAACGCCCAUCACCUCUUCGUCGACGCCGUCUAUCAGCUCUUGCUCUUCACUCGGGUCCUCACGUAUUCGUGACGGCCACUGGAAGGCAGGGGAUCGGGAGAACCAGGACGCUCGCGCCAAAAGUAACGU